AUGUCUGAGAGUGAAGAGGCCAGUGAGUAUGUUUGUUCUAAAGAUGAGAGUUCCCAGACAGAGGGUUUUGUAGAAGGGCUUAUAGAAGCUAAGAUGGUAGUUCAUGAGGGUGAGAUGGCUGGGCCAUCAGUAGAGUCUGGGUCAGAGGCAUAUAGGGAGAUGCAGAAGAAGUAUAAAGUGUUAGAAGCCAGUGUUGAUCGGGUUCUAGCUUUGGCACAUACACCGGAGGUGGGCUCGAGCAAUCAGACAUCACCAUCAGAGUCUGUGGGUAUAGCCAUGGUUUCAGCUUCAGAGGGGGUGGACAUUCGGGUUGGUGUCCCGUUGGGGAAGCGGAAUACACUCACAGAAGCCAAGUUGGUUGAGCUUCGGACAGAUUAUAGUGUGCCAUCCUAUGUGGGCCUGAGGUUACCUAGUGCUGCGGAUGUGGUGAGAUAUCCUCCGGAGGGUUCAGUGAUGAUAUUCACCGAUAUGUACCAGCAUGGUCUCAGACUACCGUUUCAUCCUUGGGUACAGAUGAUGCUGGCCAAGUUGGGGUAUGCGCCGGGGCAAUACAAUCCCAACUUUUGGCUACUUCUGCAUGGAGUUUACAUUGCUUGGUGGUUGGUUGGGUUGGGGGAGCCAACAUUUGAGCAGUUUAUGUACUUGUAUUCGAUCUCCAAGCAACAGGGAACCUUUGGCUGGGUACAAGCCAAUUGCCGGAAGGCAAAGGAGAGAGGUUAUUUUAUUGGGCAUAAGCCGAGUACGCAGAAGUCUUGGCGGAACAGAUGGUGCUUGGCCUAUGGUGAUUGGGAGUGUCCUCCAGGGAAGACCGUCUCCAGACACAUUCCAACCCACUUCCAGUCGAUAGGUCCUUAG
Prunus armeniaca (apricot) is the source of this 855-nucleotide messenger RNA. NCBI's taxonomy places the organism in Eukaryota, Viridiplantae, Streptophyta, Magnoliopsida, Rosales, Rosaceae. The record is from the annotation of a GenBank genome assembly.